UUUGUAUAAAAAAAAAAUAACAACAUUUGAAAUGCGUAUUACUGCUGGACUCGCCUUUAUUGUAACUGCUGUUACUUCUGUCAUGGCUUUAAAAGAAGCACCUGCUGAUUUACAAAUUGGUAUUCUUAAACGUGUUCCUGCCGAGAAAUGUCUUGUUCGAUCCAACAACGGCGAUCAAUUGUCGAUGCAUUAUACCGGUACACUCUUUGACACGGGUGUAAAAUUCGAUAGUAGCUUAGACCGUAAUGAUCCUUUUGUAUUUGAAAUCGGUAAAGGACAAGUGAUUGGAGGCUGGGAACAAGGUUUAUUAAACAUGUGUAUUGGUGAGAAGCGUAAGCUUACCAUUCCUCCUCACUUGGGUUAUGGAGAUCGUGGGUCUUAUCCUGUGAUUCCUGGUGGAGCCACACUUGUAUUUGAAGUUGAAUUAUUAGAUAUUAAAAAAGGUCAACGUAAUGAAAGAAAGGGACCCGAAACCGUUAAAACAAAUGACGACGAAGCCAUUAUUUCUUUCAGUUCGCCCAGUUUCAUUCUUUCAACAGCCGGUAUUCUUAUCUUGUUUUUCUUGGUCUUUCGUAUGGCUAAAAAGCAAGAUAUUGUAGAAGCUAAAAAAGCAGUUGAAAAGGAGAUCAAGGAAAAGAAAUAGUUUAUUUAUUUAUUUAGUACUGGUGCCAUUGAAUUUAUCAGCAAUAAAUUGGGCUUCGUUUUUAAUCGUUUCCGUCAAUUGACCCAAUAAACCUGGCUGUUCAUUGUUUGUCUUGUCUUUGGGCUUGUCAUCAUAGUCUCCCACUUUAAAUAAUCCAGUAGAUCCUGCUUCAUUGGUUGAAGUCUUUUUAGAGUAUGUGUUGUCUGAUUGUCCAAUAUCCAUGAUGUGUUUUAUAAAGUAAAAAAAGGAAUGUUUU
Mucor mucedo is the source of this 899-nucleotide messenger RNA. Its product is annotated as FK506-binding protein 2B. The coding region runs from base 32 to 643 and encodes 203 amino acids. Gene Ontology annotation, biological process: protein peptidyl-prolyl isomerization. NCBI's taxonomy places the organism in Eukaryota, Fungi, Mucoromycota, Mucoromycetes, Mucorales, Mucoraceae. The transcript is spliced from 6 exons. Gene Ontology annotation, molecular function: peptidyl-prolyl cis-trans isomerase activity. The record is from RefSeq and is a predicted model, not a curated record.